UUGUCCGGUCAAACCGCAAGAACCAAAGGCAUGAUUGACCAAAUCUCAGAGAACCAAUUGUACGGCAGGGCCGAGGAUACACCGUCGGUUACACCGGCAUCUUCCACCACAGCCAUCGCAGCAUGGCAGGCUGACAUGGAGAACACUGUGUUUGACAAAGACCUGGAGAUUCUCAAACGUAUGCUGGCCAAUGAAUAUGAGGAUAGCAGGCACCAAAGGUUUAUCUCCAUAGUUGGGGAGAGUGGUGCCGGAAAGAACACACUCGUAAAACUUGUCUGCAACCAGAUAUCUACAAAGAUGGAUGUUGUAAUCAGGUGUGACAUGCAGCCCGGUUCAAGCAUAGGGGAUCUCCUUACAAAUGUGUACCAAAUGGCAUUGCGACAGUCUGCAGAUCAGUGCUAUGAGCUGGAGGUGGAAAAAGCAGGAAUUGACAGUAUCGGUGACAAGAUCCAUGGUUUGCUUAGUGGAAAGAGGUACCUGUUGAUUCUGGGCGGGACAUCCUCCAAAAGCACUCUCAACUUCGUGAGGGCGAGCCUUCCAGACAACAAUGGCAAUGGCAGCCGUGUGAUGCUCAUCUUGGACACCGCAAGUGAAGAGGUCGCUUGUCAUGCUAAUACCAUGAAUAGAGAGGGCUUCAACGGAGUACACCUGAUGACCCGAUUGGAUCAAGAAAAAAGUAUGCAGCUAUUCUAUUGGAAAGUGUUGAGGAAAGCACAGUACGAGCCAUGGUUUUUGGCCUACGAAAAACGGAGAAGUCAGGAGCAGGAGGUUUAUCAAGGAGGUUACCACUCAAUGAGAAGAAAUCAGAAAGAGGAGGAGCAGGAGCAAAGAGAUAACAAUGUCCAGAGUUCUGUGCAUAAUGUAACAGGCGGAUGUCCCAUGGCCAUCGUUCUCCUAGCCGGGCUUCUCCGGUUCAAGGAGAAUCCGGUCCAGUGGGAUGCAGUGAUGCAUCCUUCAGGGAGUUCCGGCUACCACUACCAGCAGCAGCAGCUGGGCCGGACAAAAAGGGGGAUGGAGACCAUCUUCUGGACGAGCUUCGAGGACCUCCCUGACGACCUCAAGUCAUGCUUCCUCUACCUCGCUGCCCAUGACACAUGUCAAGAUGCCAAUGAGAUCGUUCAGAUGUGGAUAGCGGAAGGCUUCAUCAUCAACAAGAGCCCGUACCAUCGCAAGACUCUGGAGGAGGUGGGCCACGACUACUUGAAGGAACUGGUCUUGAGAUGCCUUGUCGAGCUGGAGGAGACGAAACCAGACGGCAGCGUCGGGCUUGUUAGAGUUCACAGAAGCAUCUUGGGGUUCCUGCAGUCGGAGAUCACCGAGGCUGGCUUCAUGGAGAUCGUCCACGACGUCGACGUACAUGAUGUCAUUGUGCCAUCACCAUCGGUGCGCCGCCUCUGUGUCCACAGUGACAAGAGCACGAUGUACACCACCCACCACAAGUUCCCUAAGCUGCGUUCCUUUAUAUGCCAAGUAGAUGAGAAGCGUCACAAGGAGGCUGAAGCUCAGCAGCGGUGGAAGAAGCGUGUGCACAAUGAUCUCAAGUUUCUGCGCUGGUCCAAGUUCCUUCGUGUACUCUCCGUGAAGGGACUGAGACUUGUGGAGCUGCCGGAUGAGAUUGGUGACAUGAUCCACUUGAGGUACAUGCGCCUCGACUGCCCAGACCUGCGCUGCCUCCCGCCGGGCAUUGGCCGACUAAUCAACUUGCAGACGCUCAACAUAAGCAACACUCAGGUCGAGGAGAUUGACCAGAGUUUCUGGAAGAUCAAGACGAUGCGGCAUGUGCUCGCAAAGAGCCUUGCGCUUCCUGCAAUGUGUGAUGAUAAUGAUGAGGAGGAGGCUGGCAGUGAGCUACAGACGCUCCAUGGCGUAAAGCCCGUUGCCUCGGGAUCGGGAGAGUGGAGUCCAUUGGACAACAACAUGACAAGAAGCCUACGGUCAUUAGAGAUGCACGGUUUCGAACACGUGAAACACGGAGGCCCUGCAUUCGAGGCUGCUCUCCAGAACAUGCAUCUCCUUCGCCACCUGAGCCUGCAAGGUGACGACAUCCCUUCAUGUGUCUUCACCGAGCCAAGCCUCCGAUGUCUGCAGACCAUGGAGCUAAGUGGGAACGUGAAGUGGGACGACAUCGUCCUCCCAGUGACGGAUCGUCCUCUUCGCAAGGUUCGACCGAACCUCGUUCAAAUCAAAAUGAAUGAUGGUGCUAUCUCUCACAUGCCACAGAGCAUCAAGCAGCAACUGAAGGAGAUACUGGUCCAGGGCUAAGUAACAGAAACUGCAGGUUCCUCUACCUACUCAAUGUUCAUGCAAAUUGCCUUCCCUACCGAUUGUUUUUGUUGUGAUUUCUAAGGAUCUCAAGCAGCGAAAAGAAUUGGUGAAAGAAUAAGGUGUUCUGUGUUUUAUCCUUUCAAAUGUUCUUCAAUGAAACAGUAUGUAUUUAAUUUGGUUGCUGAUUUGUCUUGUUUGAUUCAAACUGAAACUCUAUCCAUUCAUGUUGGUCUGGUGUACGCCAACUGGUUAUGUAUGUCAAAUGAAAGC
Lolium perenne is the source of this 2535-nucleotide messenger RNA. Its product is annotated as toMV resistant protein Tm-2 netted virescent-like. Gene Ontology annotation, biological process: defense response to other organism. The record is from RefSeq and is a predicted model, not a curated record. Gene Ontology annotation, molecular function: ADP binding. NCBI's taxonomy places the organism in Eukaryota, Viridiplantae, Streptophyta, Magnoliopsida, Poales, Poaceae.